Molecule: messenger RNA, 99 nt
Organism: Tuber melanosporum (Perigord truffle)
Lineage: Eukaryota; Fungi; Ascomycota; Pezizomycetes; Pezizales; Tuberaceae
Exons: 1
Coding region: 1-99 (32 amino acids)
Source: RefSeq, a predicted model, not a curated record
AUGUACAGAGAAAAAGCAAGCAAGGAAAAAAGACUCAAGGAAAAAAAGGUAAAUAGCUCGAAAAAGGCUUCUAGGAAGGGCGGUAGAGAUGAGUAUUAA